Capsicum annuum is the source of this 970-nucleotide messenger RNA. RefSeq names its product V-type proton ATPase 16 kDa proteolipid subunit. Gene Ontology annotation, molecular function: proton-transporting ATPase activity, rotational mechanism. Gene Ontology annotation, biological process: proton transmembrane transport. The transcript has 3 exons. Gene Ontology annotation, cellular component: proton-transporting V-type ATPase, V0 domain. Bases 222 to 722 code for a protein of 166 amino acids. The record is from RefSeq and is a predicted model, not a curated record. Lineage: Eukaryota; Viridiplantae; Streptophyta; Magnoliopsida; Solanales; Solanaceae.
AAUUUUACACAUUACAGUUAUAACUUAAAUACUGUUCAAGAAAAACUUAAAUAGCGUUCACAGAAUGGGCCAAGGCCCCACAUACUCCUGUAGAAACAAUCGGGUCAAGGCCCAUUUUAAACCAUGGAUGUAGAUGAAUCAAUCAUCCAACAAUUCUGAUUAACACACACUCGGAUCGCUAAUCACUUUGUUUCCAAAUUCGAAGAAGAAGAAGAAUAAAAAUGGGAUCUUCGAGGUUUAGCGGCGAUGAAACGGCACCGUUUUUCGGCUUCCUCGGCGCUGCAGCUGCCUUAGUCUUCUCAUGUAUGGGUGCAGCUUACGGUACAGCGAAAAGUGGUGUAGGAGUAGCGUCGAUGGGUGUAAUGCGUCCAGAAUUGGUAAUGAAGUCUAUUGUUCCAGUUGUUAUGGCUGGAGUUUUGGGUAUUUAUGGGUUAAUUAUUGCUGUUAUUAUUAGUACUGGGAUUAAUCCUAAAACGAAGUCCUAUUAUUUAUUUGAUGGAUAUGCUCAUCUUUCAUCUGGUCUUGCCUGUGGUCUUGCUGGUCUUUCUGCCGGUAUGGCUAUUGGAAUCGUUGGUGAUGCCGGUGUUAGAGCUAAUGCACAGCAGCCAAAGCUUUUUGUUGGAAUGAUUCUGAUCCUUAUUUUUGCUGAAGCCUUGGCUCUUUACGGCCUUAUUGUUGGUAUCAUCCUUUCUUCUCGCGCUGGUCAAUCUAGAGCAGAGUAGAGAAAGAGUGCACCUGUUUUAUAUUUGUGAAGUAUCUUUGUUUUUCUUACACGUCGGACAAGCUAGUCUGGCUGUUGAAAUCACUUUUUUGUUAGUGUUGGCCUCUGACAUUAUGUAUUUUUGAUUGCUUUGGCUAGAAGAAUUGGUUCGUUUGUGCCAAUCAGCUGUAGAUUAGAUCUCUCAAUAAAGAUACUAUCAACUUUUCUGAUGCUCCAUUUUUCAAAUACAAUAAUUGGAUUGCUGUAAAA